Brassica napus (rape) is the source of this 1644-nucleotide messenger RNA. RefSeq lists its product as uncharacterized. The coding region runs from base 1 to 1644 and encodes 547 amino acids. The transcript is spliced from 3 exons. NCBI's taxonomy places the organism in Eukaryota, Viridiplantae, Streptophyta, Magnoliopsida, Brassicales, Brassicaceae. Gene Ontology annotation, biological process: DNA integration. Gene Ontology annotation, molecular function: nucleic acid binding. The record is from RefSeq and is a predicted model, not a curated record.
AUGACUGAUGCAAGCGACUUUGCAGUUGGAGCAGUACUUGGGCAGCACAAGGAUAAGAAACUUCAUGUGAUCUAUUACGCUAGCAAAACUAUGGAUGAAGCUCAGUGCAGAUACGCCACAACAGAGAAAGAACUCCUGGCUAUUGUUUUUGCAUUCGAGAAGUUCAGAUCCUACCUGGUGGGAUCUAAGGUGAUUGUGCACACAGACCAUGCUGCUCUUAAGUAUCUGCUCACAAAGAAAGAUGCGAAACCAAGGUUGUUAAGGUGGAUUCUUCUCCUCCAAGAAUUUGAUCCUGAGAUAAAGGAUAAGAGAGGAGUCGAGAAUGGGGUUGCAGACCAUCUGUCCAGAAUGAAGAUUGAUGACGACACAACUCUUGAUGAAGAACACCCAGUGGAACACGUCAAUGCGAUUGGUCUGCGUUUCACGGAACAACCUCUGCGAAUCACAUCUGACUGCUCUAGCAUCGCGGAACAACCUUUGGGAAGGAGAUCCGAUUGUUAUCACGUCGCGGAACAUCCAGUCGCCGUGAUCCAAAAGGAGGCGAGGCGUUAUGUUUGGGAUGAACCGCUUUUGUACAGACAUGGCAAGGAUGGCUUGUUCAGAAGGUGUGUUCCAGAGGCAGAUAUUCCAGGAAUCCUACAUCACUGCCAUGGUUCAUCUUACGCAGGCCACUUCGCUACAUUCAAAACGGUUUCCAAAAUCCUUCAAGCAGGUUUCUGGUGGCCAACUAUGUUCAGGGAUGCUCAAGCCUACAUAGCCAGGUGCGAUGCAUGCCAACGACUUGGGAACAUCAGCAAGAGGAAUGAGAUGCCUCAGAAUUACAUUCUAGAGGUUGAGGUGUUCGACUGUUGGGGAGUCGAUUUCAUGGGACCAUUCCCUUCGUCCUACAAGAACGAGUACAUCCUCGUCGCCGUUGACUAUGUAUCUAAGUGGGUAGAAGCGAUAGUAAGCCCUACUAAUGAUGCAAAAGUGGCGACUAAGAUGUUCAGCUCCAUCAUCUUUCCGAGGUUUGGAGUGCCUCGAGUCGUCAUUAGCGAUGGUGGAACACACUUCAUCAACAAGGCAUUUCAGGGCCUCUUGAAAAAGAAUGGAGUGAAGCACAAGGAUUGGUCACUUAAGCUGGACGAUGCAUUAUGGGCCUACAGAACAGCCUACAAAACCCCACUGGGAACAAGUCCCUAUCACCUGGUCUACGGUAAAGCAUGUCACCUCCCUGUCGAGCUAGAAUACAAAGCUGCAUGGGCAGUCAAGUUACUGAAUUUCGACAUCAAGCCAGCAACCGAGCGACGCAUGAUCCAAAUCCAUGAGCUGGAAGAGAUAAGGCACCUAGCCUAUGAAAGCUCCAAAAUUUACAAGGAGAAGACCAAGGCCUACCAUGACAAGCGCAUCAUUGCCAGACAUUUCGAACCAAACGAUAAGGUCUUGCUUUUCAAUUCAAGGUUGAGGUUGUUCCCAGGCAAGCUGAAGUCUAGAUGGUCCGGACCCUUCACUGUUAAGGAAGUUCGACCCUACGGAGCUGUUGUGUUACUGAACAGAAAAGGAGACGAGUUCGUAGUGAACGGGCAGCGCUUAAAGCAUUACCUUGCUGACUCCACUAUCGCAGAGGGCGAAGAAAUUCCUCUAAGCGAUCCCCCAUCAGCCUGA